AUGAGUAUCAUGGAGUACAACGGUGGUAGUGUGGUGGCGGCCAAGGGCAAGAACUGCGUCGUCAUUGCCUCCGAUCUUCGACUCGGUCAGCAAGCCAUGACAGUUGCAUGCAACUUUGACAAGGUGUUCCGUGUCACAGAAAAGACAUACAUCGGUCUUCCAGGCUUGGCGUCAGAUGUCACAACGCUUCGAGAAAAGUUCCGAUACCGUGUCAACAUGUACAAAAUGAAGGAGGAGCGAGACAUUGAACCCGAGGUCUUUGCGCAGUUGGUCAGCUCGACGCUCUACGAGAGAAGAUUUGGACCAUACUUCAUCGAACCAGUCAUUGCAGGCAUCAACUCCAAGAACGAACCCUUCAUCGCAGCAUCAGACGUCGUGGGAUGCCUCAACUUUGCCAAAGACUUUGUUGUCAGCGGUACAGCAGGCGACAAGCUCUUUGGUAUGGCUGAGGGUCUUUGGGAACCCGAUCUUGGACCCGAGGAGCUCUUCGAGACAGUAUCGCAAAUCCUGCUCGGAGCGCUAGAGCGAGACGCAUUAUCAGGCUGGGGUGCCAUUGUUCGCAUUAUUACGCCAGAGAAAGUGAUUGAAAGGACACUCAAGGCGAGAAUGGACUAG
Ustilago hordei is the source of this 615-nucleotide messenger RNA. RefSeq names its product putative PUP3 - 20S proteasome subunit beta3. Lineage: Eukaryota; Fungi; Basidiomycota; Ustilaginomycetes; Ustilaginales; Ustilaginaceae. The transcript has 3 exons. The record is from RefSeq and is a predicted model, not a curated record. Gene Ontology annotation, cellular component: proteasome core complex; proteasome core complex, beta-subunit complex. Gene Ontology annotation, biological process: proteasome-mediated ubiquitin-dependent protein catabolic process. The coding region runs from base 1 to 615 and encodes 204 amino acids.